GUCAUGCAGCCUGGGAAAUGGACUCUCAUCUUGGUCCUGUUUUGCCUAUUUACUCACCAGCUGGAAGGUGCCUGCCUCAUCAACCCAUCCGUCAGGGCAGCAGUCAGACUCCCGAGGAUGACACCAUUUUGGAGGGGCCUGUCUUUGCGCCCGCUAGGUGCCUCCUGCAGGGAUGCGUCGGAGUGCCUAACGAGGUUGUGCAGUAACAGUCGCUGCUCCCUGAAGACUUUUAGUGAUUAAGUCGCUCGUUACCCUUGCAAUGAUAUAAGAAUACACAUUCUUUGAGACCGGCCCUCCUAAACAAUGGUAUUUAUUCUUAGGAGAUGUUGCUCCAGUGCUUUGUAUUUAUUCAUUUGUAAUAUAGAAUUUUCCAAGUCA
Xenopus tropicalis (tropical clawed frog) is the source of this 378-nucleotide messenger RNA. RefSeq names its product liver expressed antimicrobial peptide 2 (gene leap2). Gene Ontology annotation, cellular component: extracellular region. The record is from RefSeq and is marked provisional. NCBI's taxonomy places the organism in Eukaryota, Metazoa, Chordata, Amphibia, Anura, Pipidae. Bases 4 to 240 code for a protein of 78 amino acids. The transcript has 3 exons. Gene Ontology annotation, biological process: defense response to bacterium.